Engraulis encrasicolus (European anchovy) is the source of this 4248-nucleotide messenger RNA. RefSeq names its product tubulin tyrosine ligase-like family, member 5 (gene ttll5). Gene Ontology annotation, cellular component: cilium. Gene Ontology annotation, molecular function: tubulin binding; tubulin-glutamic acid ligase activity. Gene Ontology annotation, biological process: microtubule cytoskeleton organization; protein polyglutamylation. Lineage: Eukaryota; Metazoa; Chordata; Actinopteri; Clupeiformes; Engraulidae. The transcript has 29 exons. Bases 322 to 4248 code for a protein of 1308 amino acids. The record is from RefSeq and is a predicted model, not a curated record.
GCUCUGUUGUGGUGAACCAAUGUCCACGAAAGUGUAGCUUACCGCCGGCUUUACUUGAGACAGAGCCGGCUAUCUCCUUAUGUCCAAGGAACUUCAGUUCCCAUGACUCCGGGGACUUAGCAUAUUACAUAGCCGAGCUGCAAGUCAGAUCCCAGGAAAUCAUCUAAUUCUGUCCGAAGGGGACCCAAUUGAAUCGCGACACAAAGUUUACUUGUCUGUAAACAAUGGGGUUGCAGGGGGUGCAAUAAGAUGCCUAUUUCAGCGGCUGUAGUGACGUAACGCCAGGAGGUCCUAUGGCAUUCACGCUGCAGAGCGGACACAAUGCCAUCUCAGACCUGGGCUAUGGAUGACGCCCAAGAGGAUGCCAACAUCAAGGACAUAGUGUGUGUGUCCUGGAGUGGCACCAGCAGGAGGACUCCGGUUCUCCUGUUCCACGCUGAGGUCCUCGUCACUAAAGAUGGCAGCAUACGCACAGUUGGGGAGCAUUACAACUUGGCCUUUAAGAUUGUCCGAACAGAGAGCAGACUGGUGCGUGGCAUACUCACCAACCACGGCUUCCAUGAGGUCCAUCCUAACAGCAAUGACUUCAACAUCAUGUGGACGGGCUCCCAUCUCAAGCCUUACCUGUUUCGUAGCCUUCAGGGAUUUCAGAAGGUCAACCAUUUCCCAAGGUCCUAUGAGUUGACCCGUAAGGACCGGCUGUACAAGAACAUCCAGCGAAUGCAGCAGGCCCACGGAUACAAGCACUUCCACUUCAUCCCACAGACCUUCAUUCUGCCUUCAGAAUACUCUGACUUCUGCACCUCGUUCUCCAAAGACAAGGAGCCGUGGAUCAUCAAGCCGGUAGCCUCCUCUCGCGGCCGGGGAAUCUACCUUGUCAGCAACCCCAGUCAGAUCUCCAUGGAUGACAACGUCCUGAUAUCCCGUUACAUCAACAACCCACUGCUCAUCGACAAUUUCAAGUUCGACGUGAGGUUGUACGUGCUGGUGACGUCCUAUGACCCUGUCAUCAUCUACCUGUAUGAGGAGGGACUUGCCAGGUUUGCCACAGUGAAGUAUGAGCAGAGCGGGAAACACAUUAAAAACCAGUUCAUGCACCUCACCAACUACAGCGUCAACAAGAAGAGCAGCGACUAUGUCAGCUGUGACGACCCUGACGUUGAGGACUAUGGCAACAAGUGGAGCAUGAGCGCCAUGCUGCGGUAUCUACGGCAACAGGGGAUGGACACUACACUGCUGAUGGGCCAGAUUGAGGACCUGGUGAUAAAGACGCUGCUGAGUGUGGAGCUGCAGAUUGCCACCGCCUGCAAGAUGUUCGUCCCCUUCAAGACCAACUGCUUCGAACUCUAUGGCUUCGAUGUGCUGAUUGACUCGAACCUUAAACCCUGGCUCCUGGAGGUGAACCUCUCCCCAUCUCUAGCUUGUGAUUCUCCCCUGGAUCUGAAGAUCAAGGCCAGUAUGAUUGCAGACAUGUUUUCCCUCAUUGGCGUAGUGUGUCAGGAUCCGCUGAUGCGAUCGCUGCAGUUAAGUCGAGCCGGACACGACCCAAACGCCAAGGGCUCUGCGGAGAGAUUUCAGAGACCCCUGUCUGGAAGCGGCGCCGAGAGGAGGCCCAGGAGGAGACAGGCGGAGGUGGGGGUGGGGGGGGAGCAGGGCACAGCAGUCCUCCACUCCAAGAAGAAGCAGGAGCAGGGCGAGCAUGGCACAGUCGUCCUCUCCACCGAGGAGGUGAAGACGCUGAGGAGGAUACAGGACGAGUAUGAGAGGAGAGGAGGAUUCAUUCGCAUCUUUCCCACUUCGGACACUUGGGAUCUGUACAGCGGUUUUCUGGAGUACAAGACCAAUAUGAACUCGCUGCUUGCCACUAGACUGUUCCCUGAAAGCUCCAGGAGGAGGGGCAGUGCGUCUCUGGGUCGUCUGGGCUGCCAGUCGGUGCACGUGGUCCAGUACGAGAGGAAACUACUCAGCCUGCAGGCCCGAACGCACCGCAAGAGGAGGAGGAGGAACAGGAGGACAGAGCGGGGAUGCAAGGAGGCUGUGAGCAGUGCAGAGGAGGAGGGCGAGGAGGCAGAGGAGGUGUUGUCCAUCGAAGGAGGAGGAGGAGGAGGAGGAGGAGGAGUUGAGAAGAAGAGGGCGACGUCAGCUCCUGCCCCCAGUGCCCCUCAGGAGGAGGAGCAGCAGAGGGACAAGGCCCAUGUGGUGGUGCGGCACUUUGCCCAGAAGGACAUUCGCACCUCCGCCUCCGCACAUGCUUCGGCCUCAUCACAUCAGGCCUCGUCACAUCAGGCCUCGUCACAUCAGGCCUCUGCAGCACAGGCCACCAGGAGACCACGCGUCAACCUGCUCUACGUACUGCAGCAGGGCUGGCAACUCAGUAAAGUGCAGGCUCGCGUCGCCUUCUCCUGUUACCUGCAGCGGGUCCAGAGCAGGCUGCUGUCUGAGAGCAAGCUGAACUCUGCAUCACCAUGGCCCGAGAAGGACAACGAACAAAUGGAGCUGAUCAUCCGUUUCCUGAAGCGAGCCGCCAGUAACCUGCAGGAGGAGAUCCAGAUGGACCUGCCCAGCUCACAGCUCCCCCUUCAGGACAGAUGCCAUAUCCUGUCCCACCAGCUGGCCCAGUUCAUACGCUGCUACGAUAAGGAGACACAGCUGAUGGAGCAGGAGCUGGAGAAGAGUAAAGAUGGCCACUUCAUCAACCCCAGCGUCUUCCAGGACUUCAUCGCCAAGGCCAGUGAGACGGACUUGGAGAAAGUGUUGACCUUCUACACGCUGGACAGCAGGUCUCCGAGUGUGUUUCUGGGGACCAGGGAGCGCAGCUCUAAACCUGAGCAGAGUAAAGCUCCCAACUCUUCAUGCUCUGGCCAGGGAGAGCCGGCUAGAGUCAGCCACCAUGCCAAGUGGUGUGCAAGGCCCGCAGCUGGCAUGAAUAAGCUCCAAGAGAUAAGAGACGACGACGGAAAAGAGAUGGACGUGGCCCGUAUUAAAGAUGCUUACGAGAGUCUCCAAGCCAGCGGGGGCCUUAAAAGGGACACCACCACCAGCAGCGCCACUAAAGUCCAGCCUCAGGUGCUACACGUCACCGCCUCCAGUCACAUGAUGCAGGGUGACACCUCAUCAGGCCAGACCAGACGUGUCAAACCUGGAGACGGAGUUGGAGUUGCAGCAACUGCCACCGCCGUCAGUGCGACAGUGUCAAAGUCGACGCCCCUCUUGAAGAAAGCCAACGAGGCCGAUGCUUCCACAGCCAGCCGUGGCCAACACAAAAUCAUAACAAAGUCUUCCAACUCUGCGGCGGCAACGGCGGCGAACUCGAACUCUGGGCCCAAAGUGGGCCGCUGGUGUGCCGCUCUGCCUCAGAGCGCGGGUCACCUUCCCUACUCCUACCACAAACUGGCAACUAGCACCUACUCUCCGCUCAUUCCCCUCAGCAACACCGUGAUUGGCCCUCCUGUUUAUAACAUGGCCACCAUAGCCAAUAGGAGCGCUGCACAGACGGUCACAUGCUCCACGUUAACCAAUAGCAGUGCAGUGCUGCAGCCGCCACCACCACAGGGUACGGGUGCUGCUACGGGGUCUUCAUCAGUCACUGAAGUCACCAGCAAGACAUCAUCUUCAUCCCUGCCUACUCCCCUCUCCACUAUACCGCUAUAUGGGAAGACAACAUCUUACCCCACACCCCCAGAGAGACCAAAGAGCUCGACUGCGCCCAGACAUGGUCCUGGAGUGGCCCUGAAGGACGCGGUUCUGUCCCGGUAUGAUCAGAAAGUCAUCACGUCGGCCUUACAGAACCUCAUCGAGAAGCAGGCCGCACGCCACAGCGGCCCCUCCGCAUCCAUAUCCAUGCUGACUCAGAAGAUGGCCAACUUCAAUCUGGCCAAUGCGAUUCCAAAGAAGGAUAGUGUUGACCCCAGCCAAAGUCUUCCAAAGGCACUCAGUCUUCACAAGUGGCCAAUGAGGAGCCUUUACUCUGACAGCAACCUCACUCAGACUCACAGUGCGAGGAGCGCUCAGGACCAUACGAGUCGAGUGGGAGGUCCUGGUCACAGUGAGGUGGGUGUGGGUGUAGGUGUGGGUGGUGUUAAAAGCCCCGCGGGGAGCGCUCUGCUGCCCCGAGAUGCGUCUCCCGCCCCCAGCUACCAGCUCCACUUCGCCAUCCAGCAGCUGCAGCAGCAGAGACGCAGACCAGGACAGUUCCUCACGCAGAGCCACAACCGACACCAGGUGCGUACGCAAGAUGGAAACCAAUAA